AUGCGCUUUGAAUGGGGUUAUUACGGCAUAUCCAUUUCCAAAGAGGGCGAGGGACUUCAGUCGCUCCUACUGCGCACGCGUGCUGCUAACUUUGUAACCCCCCACCCACUCCCAUUUCGCGUUUAUCAGAGCUACGGAAAGAAGGGACUGGAAAAGGGCAAGGUCUACAGCUUCAUUAGCUCCGAGAGAGCAUGCUCAAGAGUGCCCGUAGACGCGACCAAUAAGAACGCGAGUUGCUAUCCCGGCGGAAGCCUGGAAGGGAAGGUGGCGGCUGCAGUUAUGGCGGACGAAGAAGAGGACCCUCCUGUGAGUAGGCAAGGUCGGGGUGGGAGUCUGGAGAAGGCGCUUGCUGGCUUCGGGGAAAGGGGGGCGAGGAGGGCAGGGGGCUACGGCUGCAAUCUGAUACCCGCUUACCCUUUACUUUCCCCUUCCUUGCCACUUUCUCUUGGUUUGUAGGAUGUUGCCAAAUUAACAAGUGUUCAGAGGUUCGCUGUUCGGUCAUUCAGUUCUUAAAUCAAAUAUGGGAACCACGAAGAGUCGGACACGACUAAACGACUAAACAGCAAAGCCUAGUUUAUAAUUUAUAAUUUAGGGAAGCUUUUAAUGUUUAAUAGACUAUUGUAUUUCAAUAUUCUGUUGGAAGCCGCCCAGAGUGGCUGGGGAAACCCAGCCAGAUGGGCGGGGUAUAAAUAAUAAAUUAUUAUUAUUAUUAUUAUUAUUAUUAUUAAUCUCUUGCAUUCUUGUUUGGGAUUUCUCCCCCCCCCCUUUUAGUUUGAAGAAGAUACUGAGGAGGCUGGAGGAGGCCCAGAUGGUGCACAGGGGAAAAGGAAAAGGCUGUUCUCCAAGGAAUGUAAGUUGGGGCUCCACUGAUCAUGCUGGCUGGGGCUGAUGGGAUUUAGACUCCCAGCAACUGAAGGGCCACAGGUUCCCCACCCCUGGUGUAGACAAUACUGAGCUAAAAGAUCUUACUUGGUGUAAAGCAGCUUCCUGUGUUUCAUGUUAUUAUAAGGUUUAACCUCUUCACGUUUUCCUACUUUCUAAAGGACCCCUUUCCCACCUCCAUAAACCGCUUUUUGAAUAUUGAUACCACAGUUAAAUUCCAGAAAAGACUGGAGGAUAAAUAGAAGUAGAAACCCUCUCACGUCAUGCCCAGCUUGAGACUAAGGGCUGAUUCACACAUUUUUGCAUGCCAUUUGAUGUCACUUGAUUCAUAGAUGAAUAUGUGAACUAUUUCCAUUAAAAUGUAUUGUGUGAAAUUAUGUGAGGUAGAAUAAAAAGUAUUUGAUCUGAAAUUAUUAUUUCAUGCAUACAUGCUCCAACACUUGAUCUUGAUGUUUUCUAGAGAUUAACAUGUACAUGUGAACUCUCCCUCAGAUUUUGAUUUAGAAUUCUUCAUCUGUAUGUCGACCUUGUUGCUGCAUUCUUCUGUGGCUGUUAGGAAGCACACAUUAGCCCAGGCAUGUCCAAAGUCCCUUCCAGGGGCCUGAUGUUAGUUUCUGUUUCUCACUGAGCAGCUGCUUGCAAGUCACAGGACUAUGUUUACAUUCCACAGUCCAGAUAUUGUUGGAUUCUCACGGGAAAGGGAGGCGGGAUGUGACAUUACUGGUUUCCUGUUUCCUUUGUUCUUUGUUUUCCACAUGCAGCUUUUCAUUGGAGUUACACAUGCUUUCUGCAGUUCUUAGCAUCAAGGUUCCAUUGAAAAAACACCUUAUUGGGCAUUGUCUUAAAAGUAUGCAUACUGCCAUCAACAGGGUGACAGUGUUUUGAUUUAAGAACCCUAUAUCAUCCAUCAUAUACUUCCAAGUGGGGAAUAUUUGCAACUUAAAAAUUAGUUGAGAAGCUUAGAUGUAGGCUUCUGCUUGCUUGAACAAUUUGGAAGACUAUAACUGCCGAGUCACACUUAUUGAGAAACAUAGUGAAUAGGUCUUAAGUUUUCUAGAGUGCUUCCAUUCCAUAUCUCACUGUGGGCGUUUGUUCAUUCUACAGUAAGAUGUAUGAUGUAUGGAUUUGGAGAUGAUCAGAAUCCUUACACAGAGUCAGUGGAUAUUCUUGAAGACUUGGUUAUAGAAUUCAUCACAGAAAUGGUAGGUCUUGCUUGUUUGCUUGUAUAUUACAAAUUGGGUGAAGCAGAUGCUGUGAGAUAUGAGCUUUGUUUUUGGUGCUGCUGUUUGUUACUUGAAAACCAAAGAGCAGAGCCUUGAAGGGAAGACGUAUAUAAGGCAACUAUUGAUCAGCUCACUUUAAUUGAAUAAAAGAAGAAUGCUACAAGCAUAACAAGGGAUGUGUUUUAGUGCUGUUUACAACAAUUCAUUUCAUGAUACAGGUUGCUGCAAGGGAAGAAAUCCAAACAUUCAAGAGAACACAUGGUCAAAUCCAUGGUACAGGUACUGAACCUCUCUUAGAAUGUAUGUGACUGAUCAAUUCUUUCCUACCAAUAGACCCACAAAGCAAUGUCAAUUGGACGGCAGGGUCGAGUACAGGUUGAAGAUAUUGUCUUCCUGAUCCGUAAAGACCCACGGAAGUUUGCUCGUGUGAAAGACUUGUUAACAAUGAAUGAAGAACUGAAACGGGCCAGAAAGGCAUUUGAUGAAGCAAACUAUGGAUCUUAAGGCGUCAUGUGAUGCAGAUGGGUGGUAUGUUUCAUUUUUCUGACUUGUGUUGUCCUUAAGGAUUCACCAAACAAAGUGAAAUGCUUGCAUUUCCCAUGACACGGUAGACAAUUACAGUAGUACUUUACUAACAGGAACAAAUCUCUGCAGUUUGAGGGUGGGUGGGUACCUUCUCUUCCCAAAUAUACCUUAAGUGGCAAUUCUACAGUGGCUUUUAGGUUCUGUGAAAAUUGGAAAACACACCACUGUACAUAUGUCGAGAGAUCAGAGCUACUUGCAGUUUGGCAGUUGAGGCAUAUAUUAUAGGCAGUGUUGUUUGUUUCUCUGAGUAAGUGGAGGAAACACUGUAUUUGUACUUUUUUUUUUCAGCUGAGGAAGGAUGGCCCAGAACAGGUGCUAACAUGUUUGGAUAUUGCCGCUACUAGAAGACAAACCAACACUUUGUUUUGUAAAUGUUAAUUCACAGGGGGAACUUUGUAACUGGAAUAAUUGUUUUGUUUUUUGAGGGUUGUUGUUUUGCUUAGUUACUGUAUAGAUACACAUUGUAUAACUGAUUCAAUUUAUGAAUUGCUUCCUAUUAAUGUUAUUUCACAGUAAAUACUAGUGAUUUGGAAUUCUUAAUGAAUAUGAAUAAACACUUUCACCCAUGCAUCUCUUGUAAUGGGAGAAACCAAGAUGAUUCCUGUACUUUUCUGAAAGGGUCAAUACAAUUUUUGAAGCCUGCCUCAGCUUUUGACUACGUUAACAUGAAUUAACCCCUUUGGACACAUGUGGGGUAGUCAUAAGCAGGCACACCAACACCAGCAUCACUUUUGCUUUUAAAAAAAGUAUUAACUCUAUGCACUGCAGUAGCUAAACACAACGACCUGAGCAGAAACUGAGUUGACAGCAAUUUUUAGUUACCAAAUAGUUUUGAGUAUUGGUCUGCUUCUACCUGCUUUGAGUUUAAAUAGCAUGUAGUUGAUGUUCUGUCUCAGCAUAUUCUAAGGAGUGCUAAGACUGAGAAACAGCUGAUACAAGCAAAUGUUGCAGUGCAAUGUUGCUCAGGUUGCAUGUGCAUUUCUUAUUGUCCUGGUAUUCUGCUUCCCACCCAUCAGCCAGCAUUCUGGCUACAAAGUGAACAUAGUCCUACCAUUGUGGAUGGGUUUGUAGGACCCUACAAUUUUCCCCCUAAAGGUGUUGCAUUUUCACUAGACAUUCACCCUGGGGAAUGAGAGUGCAGUCCAUGUACAAAAUGUAGCAAAGCAUCUAAAUGCAUGCUGCUGCUUAUAAACAAAAGCUGAGUUUUGCUGUUAGUCUGCCACUUAACAGCAAUUAAAGUGUCAACCAUAUGUAAUGAUAAUGCUUGCAAAAAACUUCAAAUCAGGAAGCAGUGUUUUUGAUGCAUUCUGUUUAGGUAACACCCAUCUUCUCUUAACACAGACUCAGUGAACAGUUUAAAUUAGUUUAAUGGAACAGAAUGCUAUAGGCCUAUUACUUUAAAAAUGUCAUCAAUAUCAUCUUCAUUCUCUGUGGCUUCUUUCUGUUUAUGGGAAGUUUUUCUUCCAAGCCCCACAAGGUCAGAAGGAUGGCCAUGUGAUUGCUUAUCAACACUGUAGGUAGUACCACCGUUGUCAGCAUCCCAAACUGGAGACAAGGAGCUAGAGCACUGAGGAAGAUAUCUACUGCUCUUCAAAUGGAUAGAAGUGUCUCUUUGUAUGGGAACAAUGCAAGAUGGUGCACUGCUUGAAACACAUCUUGAUUUCCUUGAGCGUUUCAUCUGUCUUUGUGGAUGGGAAUGCGCGUUAAGUCUUUGGCUGGGUCUCACUCUGCAGCUUGAAAGCGUGAGAUACUUACAGAGAGUAGCUUUAAUGCAGCCAAGUUUCCGUUGCAAGCUGGAAUGCAAAGAUAAAUUUUAGCAACUUUAACAAGUGAAAUUCUUGCUGUGUCUACUCAAAAGUAAUCACUCUAAAGUUUAAUGCCAAGUAAGCUGACAAUUAAGAGGGAUUUUCUUCAUUACAGCACAAGUAGAUUAUUUUGCAUAACCAAGGAUCUUUUGCACAAGCUAGUCUGCUCAUCUGGAACAGCUUUGUCCAUUAUCAAAAUCUAAAAUAAAUUGCAGCCUGGACUGGCACCAUGGCCCCCAAAAUAUGUUUCUACCUGCCUAUUUAGUUUUAUUUUAAAUAUCAGACUGAGAAAGAGUAACUACCACAUUAUGAAUGUUAUUAAGUAAUAAAUUUACUGUCCAUAGGUUGGACAGGUAAGGCACUUACAAGUGUAUAAUUCUUUAAAAAGUGUAGGUUUGUGUGCCUGUGGGCAGGCGCGGUCCAAUACAAAAGGAGAAAGGAAAAAAAAAAGAAUGGGAAGUAAAGAGGAAAGUAAGCAUGAUGUUCCUUCUGUGAGUCAAAGUUUCCCCCCACCUUGGUCUCACGGCUAGUGGUGGAGACCAGGAAUAUACCUUCCUUCACUGCCACAAUCCCAAGGUAAAGUUAUAUUCUUAUAAAAACCCAUCAGUCUUAGCUUAUUUAAUAUACAGAUCUAUGAACAGAAUAAUAGUUCUAGGUAGGCAUAGACUGCAAGCAGUUUAGGGGAAACCAACAUAGCACACUUUGCAUUAUGCUUCUAACAGUGCCAAAUCACAGAUAACUGCUGUGGCAGUGAUCUAUCCUGCAGUUAUCUGCACCUUAUAUAAUUUCCCACAUUUAUUGCAGCCUUCUUAUGAGCUGAGAAGGAAAGGAACAGCUGAAAGAUCAGGGAAGGAAGAUAGUAAGCACAGAAUAGUCUUCUGCAAUUGCUACCUCAGAGAAAUCCAGCACUGCCAUUUAUACAAACCUGCAACCCUGUGUUUCCACAUGCUGUAACCGCCUACUUUUCAAAAGUUUCAUUCCCAAGAAAAAAGCCUGUGGCCCAAGUUUAUUGCUUUUGCACCACAGAACAGUUGUUCUGAGUGUGUCAGACAGUUCUCUGAAGGUGCAUGCUUCUUGAAAUUUGGAGACAAAAGAUUUAAGAUGCUGGGACCUCAGUGAUUUAGAAGAAACCAAUGUAGUUCUCUUUUUUGACCCAGGAAACUUCACUGUGACUUUUGUAUUCUGAAAUAAAAUGGAAGGACAUUAGUAAAGGAGAAAUGUUAAAUAUUCUUUUAAGUCAGUGGUUAUCUUUGGCCCUACAUGCUGACCAGGAUACACCCCCCCAAUGUUUUGCUACUUUGAAGUUCAUAUGGCCUUUAUAAUUGUGUUUCUUGAACAGUGGCUCCUUGCAAUACAUAACAAAAAUUGUUUCUUGGCGCAUCUGCUGUUCAAAGCUGUUGUUUUAAACAUAUUAGGUAUGGCCCUGUACAGUGCUUUCUAUUUUGAUGAGCAACAAUUCAGCUAGGCUCCAGGCAGAGAUCAUUCAAAUCUAAAAUAUCAUUAAUAGUGAGGCUGUGAGAAACCUUGGAACUUCUGGUCAACUGCAAGGAUAUGGUCAGCUACUGAGCCAUGACCCUCCCAGAGAAAUUAUUCAGAUUCUAGCCGCUGAAGUUCUAAAGCUUUCAGUGGAAUUGGCUUUCAUUAAGCUUGCAUAGCAUCACUAUGUUAGUUCCUCCCAUCUGCAAAAGAGGUGGACAAAUGGAAUUAUACAUAUUCAUGGCAAAUUCCAAAACAAACAAUUACCUUGCAUACACUUUUGCUCUGUACAGUAUAUAUUUACAGCACUGUACAAUCCAGAUCUGCAUGUUCACCAUGUAAAAGCUACAUUUUGACAAGGACCUAUAUUGAAAGGUGCACCUCUUGAAGCAAAUUAAUGCCAUGGCAGAAAGUCACAGAGUAAUAUUUUCUGCCCAGAAGAGGAAAAAAGGAGCACAUAUUCAAGAGAAACACAGAAUGGAAAAAAAACAAACCUCCCGUGGUGCAGGGUUAGGGAACUUGCAUAAGCUCUUGACAUCAAACGCAAACUCCUUCCCAAGAUCUGGAAGAAAGGGCACAGCUGCCAUGUCAUAACAGCUUGGCUAUGAUCCUAAGCAGAGUUAUUUGUAACAAAAUUAUUCUUCAAUCAGUGGAUCUUAAUGUAUAUUCUAAGCAUUUUACUGAAGUUAAGCCAAGGGAAUAUCAGAGUUCUUCCACAAUGCAGUUGUCAGCUAUUUCCAGAGCAUCUUGGAGCAUGAGGCAAUUUCAUCUCUCCCCAUUACAUACAAGCAGCACAACGGACUGGUUGCCAGUUCAUUUCCAGCCCAAUUCAAGGUGCUCAUGUUACUGUUUAAAGCAGUAAAUGACUUAGGAGCUGAAUACCUGAAAAAUCACCUCCUUCCUUACAGACCUGCUUGGCUGCUAAGAUCAGCAGAAGGUGCCCUCUUGGUUUUUCCACCACCCUGAGAAGCUCAGGGGAGAGGGCGGCCCAGGAAAGGGAAUUUGCUGUGGCAGCACUUAAUUUGUGGAACUUUCUUCCCAGAGGUGUGUCUGGUGCUUUCAUUAUACAGCUUUAGGAUUAUGCUGAAGAUGCACCUCUUUACCCUGCUACCUUUGACACUUGAGAUGCAUAUUUUUAAGGACUCCCCUUAUUUCUGUAAUUUUAAAUUGUUUUAAACAGUUUUCAAUAUUGUGUAAUAUUGUGUGUUUUAAUCUUAAUUAAGAUGAAGGGUGGGCAAUAAGUUGUAACAACAAAUUAAGAAGACACCUUCCAUGCAACUUGAUGCAAGUUUUAGAGCACAAUAAGUUGCAUAUCGUGCUAUAAUACAGACAUGAGGGUGGCCAAUCCCCAAUGAGACCAACUUGGCUACCCAACCUUCAUCUCUUCCUCAUUGCCACCUUGUUGCCCAGCAGUACCUGGCCAAGAUGCCCACAUAAUACUCAUUCCAUCCUUAUAGUGUAGCAACACACUCUUAGGAAAUCCCUGUCUAUUGUCACCAGACACCUUCACUUUACUUCUUUUGGCACCUGAUUAAAAAUGAUUUUCUUUAGGCAAUCCUAACCAGACAUGUAGAAGCUGUCGUGUUUUAAUCUUGUUUUAGCAUAUUAUUUUAAACAUUAAAAAAAGAAAAAGUUAAAUAUUUGUUUUUAAUUGUCUACCGAUAUUGUUUUUUCUCUUUUUUGUCAACCGCAUGGAAGUUUUAUUAAAAGCAAGCAGUGUAUUAAAUGUUGUGAAAUAAAUAUAAAUAAAUAAGGAGACCAUUGUCUCUU
Molecule: messenger RNA, 7741 nt
Organism: Podarcis lilfordi (Lilford's wall lizard)
Lineage: Eukaryota; Metazoa; Chordata; Lepidosauria; Squamata; Lacertidae
Source: the annotation of a GenBank genome assembly